CCUGUACCCCACCCCUGCCCUCCUUCCUCGAAAGGGGAUGGGUGUAGGGCUCACCUGUCCUUCCCCUACCUCCUGAGACAAGCCCCAGAACCCAGGCACUUCCCCCCACCUCCACCCCCCUCUGGGGAAUGGAGCAACCAAGCUUCUUCCCCUUCUUUUCAGCAAUUUGGCCCCGCCCUCCUCAUCCCUCAUAAACUACCUCCUGGGUCCGCCCCACACCUUCCACUUGUGCGGCAGCGUCCUGCCCAAUCCCUCAGUCCCGACCUCAUCGGCCGGGCCGGGACUCAGCUCUGAGGACGCCAGCACCAUUGCCAGGCAGGAUGGAUGGUUCCCGCUCGGACAUGGGCCGCUCGGACAUGGGCCGCUCGGACAUGGGCCGCUGGCGCGGGGGCCCCCUGCAGCCCUCGGCCACACCUUCUCCAGAGCCAGAGCCUGAGCCGGAGCCAGACAGACGGUCCCGGGGAAGAGGGGGAGGAGGAGGCCGCUCCUUCUGGGCUCGCUGCUGUGGCUGCUGCUCCUGCCGGAAUUCAACAGAUGAUGACUGGGGCCGCGAGCCCUCUGACUCCAGGGGUCGAGGGUCCAGCUCUCGGGGCGGAAGACCCGAUUCGCGGGGUGGCGGUGUGAACGCAGCCGGAGAUGGCACCAUCCGAGAGGGCAUGCUGGUGGUGACCGGUGUGGAUUUGCUGAGCAACCGCUCAGACCAGAACCGCCGAGAGCACCACACCGACGAGUUUGAGUACGAUGAACUGAUCGUGCGCCGCGGACAGCCAUUCCACCUAGUCCUCUUCCUGUCCCGCUCCUAUGAGUCCUCCGACCGGAUUGCCCUGGAGUUACAGAUCGGAAACAACCCUGAGGUGGGCAAGGGCACCCACGUGAUCAUCCCAGUAGGCAGAGGGGGCAGUGGUGGCUGGAAGGCCCAAGUGACCAAGUCCAGUGGACAGUCUCUGAACCUGCGGGUCCACACCUCCCCCAGCGCCAUCAUUGGCAAAUUUCAAUUCACUGUCCGCACUCGCACAGAAGCUGGAGAGUUCCAGUUGCCCUUUGACCCUCGCAACGAAAUCUACAUCCUCUUCAAUCCCUGGUGCCCAGAUGACAUCGUGUAUGUGGACCAUGAGGACUGGCGACAGGAAUAUGUGCUUAAUGAGUCAGGGAGGAUUUACUAUGGGACGGAAGCCCAGAUUGGCGAGCGGACCUGGAACUAUGGUCAGUUUGACCACGGGGUGCUGGAUGCUUGCCUGUACAUCCUGGACCGGCGGGGGAUGCCCUAUGGAGGCCGCGGGGACCCUGUCAGUGUCUCACGGGUCAUCUCUGCCAUGGUGAACUCCCUGGAUGACAACGGAGUCCUGAUUGGGAACUGGUCUGGCGAUUACUCUCGAGGCACCAACCCCUCGGCGUGGGUGGGCAGCGUGGAGAUCCUGCUUAGCUACCUACGCACCGGCUACUCCGUCCCCUACGGCCAGUGCUGGGUCUUUGCUGGUGUGACCACCACAGUGCUGCGCUGUCUGGGACUGGCCACACGCACUGUCACCAACUUCAACUCUGCACAUGACACAGACACAUCCCUCACCAUGGACAUCUACUUUGAUGAGAACAUGAAGCCACUUGAGCAUCUGAACCAUGACUCUGUGUGGAACUUCCAUGUUUGGAAUGAUUGCUGGAUGAAACGGCCAGAUUUGCCCUCAGGCUUUGAUGGGUGGCAGGUUGUGGAUGCCACGCCUCAGGAGACCAGCAGUGGCAUCUUCUGUUGUGGGCCCUGCUCCGUGGAGUCCAUCAAGAAUGGCUUGGUUUACAUGAAGUACGACACGCCCUUCAUCUUUGCCGAGGUGAAUAGUGACAAGGUGUACUGGCAGCGGCAAGACGAUGGGAGCUUCAAGAUUGUGUACGUGGAGGAGAAAGCCAUCGGCACGCUCAUCGUCACCAAGGCCAUCAGUUCCAACAUGCGGGAGGACAUCACCCACAUCUAUAAGCACCCCGAAGGCUCAGACGCAGAGCGGAAGGCGGUGGAGACAGCAGCCGCCCACGGCAGCAAACCCAAUGUGUAUGCCACCCGGGACUCGGCUGAGGAUGUGGCCAUGCAGGUGGAAGCGCAGGAUGCGGUGAUGGGGCAGGAUCUGACAGUCUCGGUGGUGUUGAACAAUCGCGGCAGUAGCAGCCGCACGGUGAAGCUGCACCUCUACCUCUCCGUCACCUUCUACACCGGUGUCACUGGCACCAUCUUCAAGGAAUCCAAGAAGGAGGUGGUGCUGCCACCAGGGGCCUCGGACCGCGUGACCAUGCCCGUGGCCUACAAGGAGUACCGGCCCCACCUGGUGGACCAAGGGGCCAUGCUGCUCAAUGUCUCGGGCCAUGUCAAGGAGAGUGGGCAGGUGCUAGCCAAGCAGCACACGUUCCGCGUGCGCACCCCAGAUCUCUCCCUCACGUUGCUGGGAGCAGCUGUGGUUGGCCAGGAGUGUGAAGUCCAGAUCGUCUUCAAGAACCCCCUGCCCAUCACCCUCACUAAUGUCGUCUUCCGGCUCGAAGGCUCUGGGUUGCAGAGACCCAAGAUCCUCAACGUUGGGGACAUCGGGGGCAAUGAGACAGUGACAUUACGCCAGACGUUCGUGCCCGUGCGCCCAGGACCCCGCCAGCUCAUUGCCAGCUUGGACAGCCCACAGCUGUCCCAGGUGCAUGGUGUCAUCCAGGUGGACGUGGCCCCUGCCUCCGGAGGCAGGGGCUUCUCAGACACCGCCGGUGACAAUUUCUCAGGAGAAACCAUCCCUAUGAUGUCCCGAGGUGAAGCUUAGCCCUGGGUCAAGUGCAAAUGGGACUGCAGGCACUUCAAGGACAUUGCCCCAGAUGGGGCUCCACCACAGCACAGCAGCUCCACUAGGAGCAAAGAUGGCAAAAAUGGGCACUUGGCAGGUAGAAGCAAUCUUCACUUGCACUGGGUGGCAUGGAUGAGAAUAAACUGUUUUUUUUUUUAA
Ochotona princeps (American pika) is the source of this 2963-nucleotide messenger RNA. It is a transcript of the gene TGM1, whose product is annotated as transglutaminase 1. Gene Ontology annotation, molecular function: protein-glutamine gamma-glutamyltransferase activity. The record is from RefSeq and is a predicted model, not a curated record. Lineage: Eukaryota; Metazoa; Chordata; Mammalia; Lagomorpha; Ochotonidae. The transcript is spliced from 15 exons. Gene Ontology annotation, biological process: peptide cross-linking. Bases 321 to 2783 code for a protein of 820 amino acids.